GGAUGAAGGAGAAGGGGGGGGACGGGGGGGGUUGGUGUUGCAGAUCCCCUCUCCCCCACUGCUGCACCCGCAGCAGGGGGAGGUAGGAGAAGGGGGGGGCGGGGGGGGCUGGUGCUGCAGAUCCCCUCCCCCCCACUGCUGCUCCACAAUCCUUCACCCCCCAGGGAUGGAGGAGGAAGGGGGGGUGGGGGGGGCUGGUGCUGCAGAUCCCCUCCUGCCUCCCCCUGAACCUCCAAGCUCCUCCCCCCCUCCCAACACAAGGAGAAGGGGGGGGACGGGGGGGGUUGGUGCUGCAGAUCCCCUCCCCCCCACUGCUGCACACGCAGCAGGGGGAGGUAGGAGAAGGGGGGGGGCGGGGGGGGCUGGUGCUGCAGAUCCCCUCCCCCCCACUGCUGCUCCACAAUCCUUCACCCCCCAAAAAUGGAGGAGAAAGGGGGGCUGGGGGGGGCUGGGCACCGGGGCCGCGGUUAGGGGCGGCAGGUCGCGAGGGGCCAUGGCUAGGGGCGACGGGGCCAUGGCUAGGGACGGGGCCGGGCGCUGGGCAGGUACGGGGCCGGGCGCUGGGCGCGGAAUGGGGCCGGGCGCAGGCUAG
Molecule: messenger RNA, 592 nt
Organism: Closterium sp. Naga37s-1
Lineage: Eukaryota; Viridiplantae; Streptophyta; Zygnematophyceae; Desmidiales; Closteriaceae
Source: the annotation of a GenBank genome assembly